AUUCACCCACGCUUUUAUAGACCGGCUAGAAAUCUAACUUGCCAGGAACCAGCGUGGCUAGGCUAGCUAGCCUGGAGCUCUGGAGGCAGCCUAGCUAGCUAGCUAGGUAGAUAAAAUAAUCCUAGACAACAUGCAGCCUAUAGUUCAGCUACAAGGCAACAAGCACUUCUGUUAUCAAGUCAGAAAGUAAGUUUUGUUCAUUAACUAAGGCUAUAGAUAUAUGGCCUGGCAUAUAAUUUUGUACUUGCAUGACUGUGCUAGAUAUAUAAUAUAUUAGAUCUAGUCGAUGUUUCCCUGGUGGUGAAAAAGUAGACAUUGUGAUAUUUAUUAUAAUGCUCAGCAGACUUGCGCAAUAGUGACACUCUAGUAAAAUUUGAAUGUGUACAUAGAUCUCUAGCUACCUGUAUUGUCUCAGUUGAUAGCCUACUAGAAGGUCUCCAUCAGUCAAACAUGUCCUGUUCUGUAGCUGCAGGUAGCUGUAGAGAUAGACCUAGAUUGACAGAAAGUAGUGACAGAAUUGUGCUAACAGCAUUAGUGAAGUACUUCCACUACGUCUCUGAGACCUGGUCAGCUAGAGGCAGUGCAACCUGUACUUAAUGGUGAAGAUGUUUUCAUAAGAAUGGCAACUGGUUCCGGAAAAUCUUUGUGUAUGUUUCUUCCCCCGUUGAGUUCAAGUGACACGUCGGCUGCAGCUGUAGUAAUCAGCCCUUUGAAUGGCCUAAUGGAGCAACAAGUGGGGCAAAUCACCAGCAUAGGAGUGAGUGCAACUCUGGCAACAAAGAAUAACUAUGAUGCCGCUGCUCAAGGAAGUUAUAGAUUUGUUUUUAUGUCUCCUGAAACGGUUGUAAGUGCACCAUGGCGUCAGUUCUUUACAACUCCUUUCGCUAAACAACACCUUGUUCUAGUUGCUGUUGAUGAAGCUCACUGCAUCACUGAUUGGGGGAAGUCAUUUCAGCCUGCCUUUGAGAAGCUCGGUUGUUUGAGAGCUUUAACAAGAGUGCCUUUCAUGGCUCUAACUGCUACAGCUUCAAGUGAAACACAAGAUGCUAUAGUAAAGUCUCUCCAUCUCGUACAUCCAGUUUUUGUCUCCCAGCCACUGGAUCGCCCUAAUAUUUAUGUGUCUGCUAGUCCACUUAAGGCGUUAACUACUGACUGAGUGGAAUUCUUCGGUGUGCAUCUCCAAACAGCAUUCCCAAAAUCUUGAUUUUUGUUCGUACCAAGAAUGAUGCAUGUAAAGUGUAUGGUGUCCUGAAGACAGCUGCUUACUGUUCUAAAUAUGUUGGAAUGUAUCAUGCAUCAUUGACAAGCCAAACCAAGUUGAUAAUAAGGACUGACUUCCAAGGCAACACACAACUCCGUUGUCUGGUGGCAACUGUAGCAUUUGGAAUGGGGAUGGACGUUGGAGACAUCAAGGUAGUUAUUGUUUAUGGUGCCCCAAAUGGAAUCAAUGAACUGCAUCAGCUUUUUGGGCGUGCCGGAAGAGACGGAACUGCUGCCCGCGCUCAUGUUUUCUACAGUAACAAACAAAAAAACAUAAAUCCAGUCAUCGAAAAUUUUUGUAAAUCGAAGGAAAACUGUAGAAGAAAGUUUAUGUUAUCAGCUGUAGGAUGUUCCCAUAGUGUAGCGAGGAACACGUCGACUGAUACCAGUAAUCAUAAUCCAUGCUGCGAUGUUUGUGAUCCUAGUGUUUGUUCUGCUCAUAUAGUGUGUUUACAGCCUGUUUUGUCAUCAGCAAGAAGACCCAAACGUCGGCGUGUAAGAGUAGCCUCACCGGAAGAUAGCACAAAUCUAGAAGAGAAGCUCAGAAAAGUACGGGAUGAUAUCAUUUUAAAACACCCUGGAUUUCAAAUGUUAGGUGGCGAAUUCGUUUUAUCAUCAUCUGUAAUUAAGGCGAUGUGUAAAGAUGUGCAAUUUAUAGAUUCGGUUGAGUACAUAAAGGAACGUUUUGGUGUGAGACCUGAAUUGUGCGAUGAACUAUUUUCUGUAAUUGAGAGUGUUUUUUUACUACUCCAUCGGCUAGUAAAAGGCUACACUAAUUUUUAUUCUUUUUAUGUUUUGUGA
This is a messenger RNA of Halichondria panicea, 2061 nucleotides long. RefSeq names its product ATP-dependent helicase wrn-1-like. The transcript is spliced from 7 exons. Lineage: Eukaryota; Metazoa; Porifera; Demospongiae; Suberitida; Halichondriidae. Gene Ontology annotation, biological process: double-strand break repair via homologous recombination. The record is from RefSeq and is a predicted model, not a curated record. Bases 620 to 1156 code for a protein of 178 amino acids. Gene Ontology annotation, molecular function: four-way junction helicase activity; ATP binding; nucleic acid binding. Gene Ontology annotation, cellular component: nucleus; chromosome; cytoplasm.